Molecule: messenger RNA, 2189 nt
Organism: Cuscuta epithymum
Lineage: Eukaryota; Viridiplantae; Streptophyta; Magnoliopsida; Solanales; Convolvulaceae
Source: the annotation of a GenBank genome assembly
AACCAACCACAUCCACUUCCAAACAUUUCACCUGAAACAUCUCCACCCACCUUAUAGCUUGUCGGCACACCUCCCCUUCCACAUCUGUCGAUCCAUGGAGAGGAAAGCCUUGGGCAGCUACCGGAGAUCCAGAAUGGUCCCUUAGCAAGAAGCCCGCCGAAGAUUUGCCAUUUUGACGGAACACCUCCCAGUUGAGCUUCAGCACACCUCUCGCCGGCUUCAUCCAUCUGCAGACCUUAGGCUUUUCCGAGCAAAUGACUGAGGUGUUUUGCCAUUUCAUAACGCAUCCCAGUAACAUUUCCACAAAUGCCAAGUAAUCACCCCUGGCAAGAUAAGUUUGAAAAUCCCAUCCAAAUUUUUUCUUUUCUCCAAAAUCCACCAUUUCAUAAUUUAAAGUUUGAUUUGGCUGACCUUUCUUCCGUUAUAUAAGAGAGAGCUUUCAUAAAAGUUCCAAAUUGAUUGAGCCACCAGACAAGAUAGCAGUACAUGAUCCGAAUCUGCACCAACACAUCUACAGAGAGGACACCUGGAUGGAUAUGCAACUGAAAAAGAGAUAAACAUCUGGAGCAAAAGUGUGAUCCAAUGUUAGCACACCAGACUGCUAGAAAGCUUUCCAGGUGGAGAAGAUCUUGUGCCUACCGUGUGCUUGAUUAUUACACUGUGCCUGAAAUGGAACUCCAGAGUACCAAGGGUGAACCAGAGAAAGAAACAUUUUCCUUCAAGCCAUAUGAACAAAACAAAGUAUAUCUUAACAGAAAGGAGGGCAAGAGAGGAUCAUAUAUAUGGCAAAGACAAACAAACAGAUAUUCACUAAAUCCUGCCUUCAACCAAAAACCUGAUGUGCCUGGAGCAGCGCAUGAUUCUUUUCAUAUGUUACGCCACUGUUAUGGCACCCAAUCAUAUCCCAGCAAUGGCCCAAACAAGGUACUGGGAUGUAUGCCUGGGAUUGUUAGAAUAGUAGAGGUGGGUCCAAGAGAUGGCUUGCAAAAUGAAAAAAAUAUCAUACCUACAAGUGUGAAGGUUGAACUAAUAAAAAUGCUUGUUUCUGCUGGGCUGUCAGUUGUUGAAGCUACAAGUUUUGUGUCGCCAAAGUGGGUACCGCAGCUUGCUGAUGCAAGGGACGUAAUUGAAGCAAUUCAAAGUAUUGAAGGAGUGCGAUUUCCAGUAUUAACACCAAAUAUGAAAGGUUUUGAUGCUGCUGUUUCAAGUGGGGCCCAAGAAGUUGCAGUAUUUGCUGCUGCAUCUGAGUCAUUUUCUCGGUCAAAUAUAAAUUGUAGCAUUGAAGAGAGUCUCGCCAAAUAUCGUGAUAUUGCCCACGCAGCCAAAAAUCAUUCCAUUCCAGUUCGUGGAUAUGUGUCAUGUGUCGUGGGCUGUCCAGUGGAAGGAUCAAUAUCUCCUUCCAAAGUUGCCUAUGUUGCUAAACAACUUCUAGAUAUGGGUUGCUAUGAAAUAUCCCUUGGUGAUACAAUUGGGGUUGGCACUCCAGGUACGGUCGUUCCAAUGCUAGAUGCUGUUUGUGAAGUUGUUCCUGUGGAGAAGCUUGCUGUCCAUUUUCAUGACACAUAUGGCCAAGCCCUGUCUAACAUUCUUGUGUCCUUACAGAUGGGAAUCAGCACAGUGGACUCAUCUGUAUCAGGACUAGGGGGGUGUCCAUAUGCCAAAGGCGCAUCAGGAAAUGUGGCAACUGAAGAUGUUGUGUAUAUGCUCAAUGGGAUGGGAGUGAAAACAUUUGUAGAUAUCUCGAAGCUUUUGCUUGCUGGAGAAUUCAUCUGCAAGCAUUUGGGGCGACCUUUGGGCUCUAAGGCGGCAAUUGCCCUAACCCAACGAUCCCCGUCUAUUACUUCCAAACUUUGAGGUACUUUGUGGGAAGCACCCCCUAGCAUGUCUCAUGCACUGGAAAUAUCAUAUCACACUCCUAGGGAAUGAAGAGAAGGAUAUGCAAUGCUUAUAAGCUAGUGGACCUCCCCUGCAGAAUGUAUUUUUGUUUUGGACACACCAAAUGUAAUGGGUGGCAAUCCAAAAUCUUCUGUAUUUAUUGAACUGGAGCAGAGCCAGCACUAAAAUCUCCUAAAAUACAUCCUCAAUUCAAACUUCAAAGCACAUUACAAUCCUGAUAAAACCUGCUAAAUUAAGAGGCCGUUUGGCAACCCGGUUUUUCAGCUUAUUAGGCUUAUCAACCAACUUUUUCA